UCAAGAAAUGUUUCCCCUGGACUGGAGAGUAUUUCUCCUGUGGGCCUUAGUGAAUUCCACCGUGGAAUCCGGGAAUCCUUCAAAGGAUAGCCAAGAUCUACCUCCACAGCUACAAAGAACCGUGGAAGAUAUCAUAACAGGGCAGUAUUUAAACGCUCUUCUCAAUAUUCUUAAUUUCCAAAGCUCCAAUAUUUGGACCAAAGAUCUCUUCAAUCAAAUCAUGGCACAUUGCCAUGCUCAGAACUUUGCAAUUACUUAUGGCAGCUUACAGGAAUCAAUCACCAAUUACUUUGAGCAUCUUUUCCACAAUCCCAGAAUGUUCCUUUCCAUCUUUCGGGAUAUGAGUCCUGGGGAUUUUCAAACAGCCAUGAAGUACCUCUUUGGAAGGACCCAGAAGUAUUUGGAUCUGGGAAAUAUCCUAAUCGAUCUACACGGAAUAAGAAAAAAACUUUUCCAAAGUCCCGGAGGGAACCGUACCUUGGUUCUUAUCACAUUAGAAAAGUGCUUUGUGCUCCUCAAUUCGGCUCAAUGCGUGGACAUCUUAAGCCAGAUCCUUCGAGCCUCUUCGGCCACGUAUCUCCAAGCCCACAACGUGGCCAGCUUCCCUCAAGAUCUUCAGAAAGAGGCUUUCCGGAAUCUAUCAACAGUCUUCAAAGACCUGUACGACAGAUUAACCACAAGCACUCAAAGGGCUGUGUACGAGUGGAUGAUGCAGAACCUACAAAACUCUGACAAUGCCAGCGUUUCAGACAAUUCCACGUCUUGGGUCAGCGCUAAAGGCCUGUGGAUUCUCGGGAGGUAUAUGGUUCACCUCCCCCUUGAAGAAAUCAGAAAAAUUAACCCGUACGAAAUGUGGCUGUUUGUCAGCUACGACAACGCAACCAAGCAACUGGAUAUGGUGUACGAUAUCACACCCGAUCUUGCACAAGCUUUCCUGGGAAGAAUCAACGCAUCUGGCUUCGAUAUGAGGAACGUAUCCACUUUGUACAGGCAAGCCAGGGAUGCUUUUCAUGAGUUGACAGCUAACCUCUUCUGUUUCUCACGCAGGCUGGGUUUGCUGGUUUGUUUCUACCAUGAUUUGGCAGAGAUGGAUUCCACCAUGGCUCGGGCAUUGCUUCAUCAGAUGAUGAAAUGUCACCAGUUGAGAAGCUUCCAGGCCAAUGUGCAGAAGCUGAAGUCCCAGCUUCUCAACGUUGCCGUCCAAAACCAGACUUUGAAUGACGUUCUCGGCACCCUCUCCGAUGCCGUCGUGGGUCUGGCAACCAGCCAGCUGGAAUCUCUGUCCCCCACAGCCGUGCAUGCCGCCAUCUCCACGUUAAACCAAGUCUCCAGUUGGGCCAAGAGCCAAACUAUCAUUCUAUCCAGCAAAUACCUGCUUUACGAAAAGACAUUGUCGUUUCACAACGUUAGUCAAAUGGGGGCUUUAGCGCCUGGCAUUGACACCCUGUCCUUCUACAAUAUGAACCCCAAUGAACUCUCUCAGGCCAUCCAGAAUGUCUUGGCACAACGGGCACUGGAUCUGUCCCCAGUUCAAAGACAAGGAAUCUUCCGGAAGAUCCUGGCCUCCUCGCCGCUCACGUCGGUCCUCACCGAUUUGCCUAGUGCCUUUUUUACUGAGGUCUCCUUGUUCGAUCUAUGGAAGGCAGGCAGCUUCAAUGCGUCAUUGGUGAAAAAAAGAGAGCUGAGGACAAGCCAGGCUUUGUUUCUGUAUGAAUUCUUGUCAAGGAAAACUUCCCUGUCUGAUCUCUUAAGUAAUGGACAGCUGUUGAAAGGAAUGACCUGCUGGCACAUUGAGAAUCUGAGCCCAAUCUCUUUUUUGAACCUUUUCCACAUAUUUGAAAAGCACCUUCAUUUGCUGUCUUCCUUCCAGGUCAAUUGUUUGGCUUGGAAAUUCUGGACAAUUUCUGAAGCAUCUGUCCCUCCCUACCUCUUAGCUGUGCUUCCUGCUGAGUUCCUGGAAUCUGUUACCGGAUCCCGCUGUGUCCCUUUUCUGAUCAGUUUGGGAAAGACGGACCUCGAUCAUCUCAUCUGGAGCGAGCAAAAGAAAAGAGCUCUUCGGCAGAAAAUCCAGCGCUGCUUAGAAGGCUCGGUGGCUGAUGAAUAUACAGUGGACCUGUUGGGCAAUCUCCUUUGCCAUUUGUCCCCCGCGUUCAUCUGUCAGGGGGUCUCCCCAGAAGUGAUGACAGUCAUCCUCCACCGAUACAGCCAGUGCCCCCAUCUCAGCUACCAGCAGAAGAUAGAAAUUCAGCAGAGACUAAUUGAAUUGCACGGCUCCCCGAGAAACUGGACAGUUGAAACAAUUAAGGACCACGGAGCUUUUAUGGUGUUAUUGCCAAAGGAUGACUUGAUCGCCCUGCUUGAGAAGUUUCCUGACUUCAUCUCGGAAAUAGCAUCGAAAACAUCCCAACUGCUCUCUGUACCCAAGCAGCUUCUCUUCGCUCAAUUUGAAUCCCUUUAUGGCUCCAGAAUUCCAACCCAACCCUCUAAUUCAACUCCCGAUUGUGAAGAUGUCACAGCACCCUCUUUGGAUGAGAUUAUACAGUUAUCAGAAGCAAACAUGUUUUGGUCUGUUCAGGAACUGAACUGUAUGGAAAGGAGGACGUUUGCCCAAACGGUGGAAAUCCUUGGCUCAGUGCGUAAUUUUAACACCUCACAGCUUGCUGUCUUGAAGGAAAAAGCUAAACAGGUUUGGGGUCUGCCGGAAGGCUGGAAGAGAUACCACAUUGUGUCCCUGGGUUGCAUUGUCACGGCGUUGAACGAGAAGGAAAUUGCCAUGCUGGAUCUCAGCUUGAUUGACACUGUUUCAGCCUUGACCCAACAAACAGCUUGGAAUCCAUCUCAGGCGAAAUCUAUUUUGCAAGGUUUUCUGAAUGAUUCGGGACAAGAGAUAGCCAGUCUCAAAAGUUUUGAUCUGGUAGCUCUUGACGCCACUCUUUGCACGCUAAACUCGACAGAGGUUGCAUCCAUCAAUGCCACCGAAUUCAGUGUGGUUUUAGCCAGGCUGGGUUCUUUGCCGUGUAGCUCAAACACUCUGCGAGAAUUUAAAAAGAAAGUCGAAUCUAUAUUUGGGAGUCCCAUGAAAUGGAACCCUGCAACCCUGCAAGAAAUUGGGACUAUCGCUGCUGGCUUAGACGAGAAGGAAUUAAGAGGCCUUGAUCACGAAUUGAUGGCUUAUUUCCAGCCUGCGGCCAUCGCGUCCAUCCCCAGCGAAAUCUUUAAAGAACUGUCUCCAGAGCAGCUUGCAAACCUUGGUCCUGAAAACGCAGCCAGGACGACGGAUUUGCAGCGCCGACAUCUGAAUGAAGAGCAGCUUCAGAGCCUCCAAUUGGCUUUGGAUGGGGGAAGGAGAAGAAUCCGAGAAGUAUCCUUGAAUGAAAGUACAAUCGACCCAACAUCGGCACCUCUUUGGAACGGUGCUUCCUUACCCUACAGGUUAAACCUUUGGAUGUCUGCUGUUUCAGUCCUGCAUCUGGUCUCCUAAACUGACCACUUUUGAAGUUUACAAGGUUUCCCAGCUGACAUUGCAAACUUGGAAGAAUGGCCUUUCGAAAAACCUGCUUGAUGUUUGAAGAAUUAAAAUAAUGCCUUUAAAAAAAAAAAAAAAAAA
Messenger RNA from Pantherophis guttatus, 3607 nucleotides. Lineage: Eukaryota; Metazoa; Chordata; Lepidosauria; Squamata; Colubridae. The record is from RefSeq and is a predicted model, not a curated record.